AAACGGCGAGAGGGUCGUGUCUUGCAAUCUCGCUAUAUACAAGGCUACCCGCUCAGAUGCACGUCAGCAAUGGGAACGCUUUCCCGGCAAGUCAGUCGAAGCCUUUUAACCAGCUCUCGUGCCACCCAUCAUAGUACUACCGGGAGAUCAAGCUGAAUUCAGCGAGCAAUAGAUCAUGGAAAACGAAUCCAUACAAACAAGAGAAGAGAUCCUGGCAGCUCAGGUCUUCCAUAUUCCAAUCCUUCGUUCGCUCAUCCUAUCAUACUCGGACAAGUCCACUCUAGCUCGCUGCUCCGCUCUCAGCCGAGAAUUGCACCGGGACGCUGUCGAAUGGUUAUAUCGAGAGGUUGACGACAACAUGGAUCUUCACUUGUCGCGGAGCUUCUGCGAUAUGCAUCGAUGGAAAACCUAUCAUCGGGCCGUCCGACACCUGCUUUGCGUUAAACCAAAGUCGUCUUGGUCAUCGUGGAUCGCACACCUAGAUCGCACGCAGAGAAUCGCCGCUUGGUAUCCCCAGCUGGAGACCGUACAGCUUGGGGUAUCAAUACCUUCGCAGAGCGGGGAGGAAGAAGCUUGGCUCACACUACGUAGACCGAAUACCAGCGAGUUGAUGACAUGGAUUGUAGAAGCAUGCCGCCUCUCAUCGCUCUCCGCCGCCCAGCUGGUCUUGCCUUGGGACACAGACGAGAUCAACUGGAAGUGGGCUUGCCGAUUUAUACUGGUCGGUCCCGAGCAUCUACCAUCACGCCAAGGGUCCCGCAAUCCCUCCAAUCAAGCGGAACCCACGGCGGAGGAGAUGACGCUCUUUGAGCAGCUCGACCUGACUAGCGUCCAAGAGCUCAGGUUAUCCGGCUUCUGCAUGGACGGGGAGGACCUCUUGAGGCUCGCAAUCAAGACGCCUCGUUUACAGAAGCUGGAAUUCUAUGGCGGUUCGACCGAAAUCCAAGAACCCCUCGGACAUCUCUCAGAGUUCGACUAUACCAACGGCCUAUUCGCUGCCAAGCUUACCAAGCAAUGCCUCGAGCUGAAGGAGUUGACAUGGUACCAGUGUACAGAACAUCAUUGCGAUGCUUUCGUGCUCGGCUGUGUCCAGGCGGGGUUAGGCGGGCUGGAGAGUCUGUGUGUACCGUGGUACGACAUGCUUUCUUCAACCGGGACCGUCGAGAGCCGCCAGAAUUCGGCUAGAUGGCUUCAUACCCUCUCCAGCUCUGGCGUUCCCUGGAAACCCGCGCACGGCAAUCUGAGAAAGGUCAGGUUGGAAAUGCAUCCCGAAGACGCGAGGUUGUCGAAUCCUUUCGACCUAGCCGUCUGCCUCCUCCUCGACUUUGAGAUCGAUUGCACGGUCGAACUAGGGUUCCGUCCUUCGAGACAUCAUCCUGACAUGAAAGGAUCCCGGACGGACAGUGGACCAGCGCGGGCGUUGUCGGGGCUCGAGGCACAUAACCUUGCCAUCCUCAAGUCGGCACUGGAGAUCCGCCAGAUCCUGAUCACGUCGAUGCCUUCUCGCCCGGUGGGGUUCAGUCAUGCACCUCGGAUAGAAAGGAAUCAGGCAGAGACGACUUGCGAUGCAUGGCGUAUGAACUUUUAGGCGCGAACGACUGUACCGACUUGUCCGGUUGUAAAAUGUAGAUAGGUUGUGAUGAUACAUUUGUGCUGAAUCCGAGCAUGUGUAUGCUUACAUUAUCCUUGCAUUGCUUGAUCACCGCAUUUGAUCUGUCUGAGCACAA
Filobasidium floriforme is the source of this 1727-nucleotide messenger RNA. RefSeq lists its product as uncharacterized. The transcript is spliced from 2 exons. NCBI's taxonomy places the organism in Eukaryota, Fungi, Basidiomycota, Tremellomycetes, Filobasidiales, Filobasidiaceae. The record is from RefSeq and is a predicted model, not a curated record. Bases 176 to 1588 code for a protein of 470 amino acids.